UCUUACCGCACCGUGUCCCCGAUUAAUUGCGAGAUAACUAUAUUUACUUUGCACUCUCAUUUUCUUAAAAAAAUACGCAAACGAAACUUUGAUUCAAAUCGCAAAACUAUACCAGAAACAAAUUGAGCGUUGAACGUAUCACAGCAGGCGCGGUCAGUUGUCUCGUUGAUCUUGUCCUUUCGAUAAAGUAUCUGAACCAUUGAUAACAUGAAUUUCGACAUCUCUUACAGUUUUAAUAAGCGCAGUGUUCCGUCUUGUCAAGGAGUCUUAGUUAGGAAUAGUAAACGAAGAGAUCGCUGAAAGGACGUGCAUUAAAAUUUAAUAGUUUUCGGUUAACAGUUUAAUUAAUCGGACUUACUUGAACUUUAAGAAAUCGUGAUCAACGAUUUAUUUUUAAGUGUACCACGUUCCUAUAUCAAGUUGUAUACAUUGGAAAUAUCACACGAAUUGUGCAUUCUCUUUGGAACAAGCGUCUUAAUUCUUAGGAAUUUUAAAUAUACAUUUGCAAUGAAGUCACUCUACUUAAACUUUCACCUACAAACACUACUUGUGUUCAUGAUCUGGACCAGAGUGUGCACAUCUUCUCCACACAUAUCCAAAAGAGACACGUUUCAGAAUUCUGGGAAUUCAGUUUUGCGUGGCUGGUCUCAUUAUGGAGGAUACUCACCGAACACUUAUCAACGCUACAAUGCAGCAAUAGUGCAUCCUAGUCCAAAGUUCAUCGCUGUGAGGCCGGAUCCCCAUAAUCCAAGUGGGAUAAAACGGAAGGAUACUUACGGCCCAACGACGACACCCACCUUCGGAAUGAACUUUAAGGGUUAUGCAGCUGUCCGUGAUUCCAACCAACUUCCGGGUGACAAGAGGAGGAGUGGCGGCGGCGGAGAUGGCGACGGGUGGGGAAGCGACGAUGGACCCGGCUUCGGGGAGACUUUCGCUGAUAUCAUUUCUGGGAAGUUGAACACAAUUACGAGCACGAUUACAGGGAUUAAGAAUACAGUGAAGGGAGUUAAGCGGGGGACGGCCAAGAAGAUUGCGAAUAAAAUUGAAGGCUUUGGGCAGUUCGUUACGGCCAUUACCUCAGGAACUGCAAAAAUACUUAAGAACAAAGGGGGGCAAAUGAGGCACAAAGGCUGGCAACAGAGUCCUGCAUCUGGCGGGGGUUGGUCUUCCGGAGGUGGCGAUGACAAUGACAACAAUAAAGGCGGUUGGUCCUCUGGCGACGGAAAAGGUGGGGGAAGCAGUGGGCGUGGGAACAGAGGUUCGACGAGGGGCGGAAACAACAAUGGUGCCGGAAAAUGGCGUGAUGAUGACAACGGGAAUGAUUCGGGCUGGUCCUCAUCAUCAGGUGGAGAGGGUGGAAACAGAAAUAACCAAGGGAAUCGGGGGCGUGAUGACGACGACGAGGACGAGGCUUGGGCCAAGUUGGCACAAUUGCUGAAAAUUUCUGGCGGUGGUGGAGGAGGUGGAGGAAACAGAUGGGGUGGCAGUAAUUCUGGUGGCUUUGGUGGGGGCUGGUCUGGUUCUUCAGGAGGUGGGAACAAUGGGGGACAAUGGGGUGGUGGGUCAAGUGGGGGACAAUGGGGUGGUGGGUCGAGUGGCGGACAAUGGGGUGGUGGCAACGCGGCUUGGAAUGGAAACGCGAACGGGGGUGGACAAUGGAACAAUCAACAAAUCAAUUCAUGGUGGCAGGGAGGAGGAGGAACAGGGGGAGGAGGACAAAACUCGUGGAAUAAAAACCCCUGGAACCAGUACGGGGGGCAGCAGCAACAAAAUCGCCAAAACCAGUAUUAUUUCAAUAACAACAAUAAUCCCCAACAAGGUGGCCUUUAUGGACAACAAGGCCAACAUCAUUAUGGUUGGAACAAUAACAAUCAGAAUCAGAAUAAUGGCCAAAAUAAUCAAAAUGCUUGGGGAGGCCAGCAAAAUAACAAUUGGCAGAAUGGGAAUAAUCAAAAUCAAAAUGGUCAAAAUACUUGGAAUCAGGGAAACAGACCUGCGCAGAAUUCUUGGAAUACGUCAGCUUCUCAACAUGGACACAAUCCUCAAAACGCUUGGAAUCAAAAUGGUCAGCAGAAUCAGAACAAUAAUUGGAAUACUGCAAAUCAGAAUCAGAACCAUCAGUCAGCCAACCCCCACGCACAGGCCCCUGCUCAAAACUGGAACAAUCAGCAGCAGAAGCCUGGAGGAGCGCGUGGAUGGCGGCCAUAAUAAUCAGAACUCUAGCCUUUGUGUAUGCAUCCUGAAAAUUGUGUAUGAGAAAAUUACAUGUAAAGUAAUUGCAUUUGUUAUUUAUUUUUGUUGUAAGUACAAACGUGAAAAUAGUUUCGUCAACGGAGAGUAAAUAAAUAUUUCUUCGUAUCCAUCCAG
Molecule: messenger RNA, 2367 nt
Organism: Folsomia candida
Lineage: Eukaryota; Metazoa; Arthropoda; Collembola; Entomobryomorpha; Isotomidae
Product: bifunctional endo-1,4-beta-xylanase XylA
Exons: 4
Coding region: 508-2208 (566 amino acids)
Source: RefSeq, a predicted model, not a curated record